Ictidomys tridecemlineatus (thirteen-lined ground squirrel) is the source of this 1657-nucleotide messenger RNA. The record is from RefSeq and is a predicted model, not a curated record. Lineage: Eukaryota; Metazoa; Chordata; Mammalia; Rodentia; Sciuridae.
CCGCGCUGGGGAGCUCACGGCGCGCGCCCCCUCUACUCCGGCCCGAGAUGAAUGCUGCGGCAGAAGCCGAGUUCAACAUCCUCCUGGCCACCGACUCCUACAAGGUUACUCACUAUAAACAGUACCCACCCAAUACAAGUAAAGUUUAUUCCUACUUUGAAUGCCGUGAAAAGAAGACUGAAAACUCCAAAGUAAGGAAGGUGAAAUACGAGGAAACAGUAUUUUAUGGGUUGCAGUACAUUCUUAAUAAGUACUUAAAAGGUAAAGUAGUAACCAAAGAGAAAAUCCAGGAAGCCAAAGAGGUAUACAAAGAACAUUUCCAAGAUGAUGUCUUUAAUGAAAAGGGUUGGAACUACAUUCUUGAGAAGUACGAUGGGCAUCUUCCAAUAGAAGUAAAGGCUGUUCCUGAAGGGUCUGUCAUUCCCAGAGGAAACGUUCUUUUCACAGUGGAAAACACUGAUCCAGAGUGCUACUGGCUUACAAAUUGGAUUGAGACUAUUCUUGUGCAGUCCUGGUAUCCAAUCACAGUGGCCACAAAUUCUAGAGAGCAGAAGAAAAUAUUGGCCAAAUAUUUGUUAGAAACUUUCCAGACUGCUGGCAUAGGAGCUUCUGCUCAUUUGGUUAACUUCAAAGGAACAGAUACAGUAGCAGGAAUUGCACUAAUUAAAAAAUAUUAUGGAACAAAAGAUCCUGUCCCAGGCUAUUCUGUUCCAGCUGCAGAACACAGUACCAUAACAGCUUGGGGGAAAGACCAUGAAAAAGAUGCUUUUGAACAUAUAGUAACACAGUUUUCAUCAGUGCCUGUAUCUGUGGUCAGCGAUAGCUAUGACAUUUAUAAUGCGUGUGAAAAAAUAUGGGGUGAAGAUCUAAGACAUUUAAUAGUAUCAAGAAGUACAGAGGCACCACUAAUAAUCAGACCUGAUUCUGGAAAUCCUCUUGACACUGUAUUAAAGGUUUUGGAUAUUUUAGGUAAGAAGUUUCCUGUUACUGAGAACUCAAAGGGCUACAAGUUGCUGCCACCUUAUCUUAGAGUUAUCCAAGGGGAUGGAGUAGAUAUUAACACCUUACAAGAGAUCGUAGAAGGCAUGAAACAAAAAAAGUGGAGUAUUGAAAAUGUUUCCUUUGGUUCUGGUGGAGCUUUGCUACAGAAGUUAACAAGAGAUCUCUUGAAUUGUUCCUUCAAGUGUAGCUAUGUUGUAACUAAUGGCCUUGGGAUUAAUGUCUUCAAGGACCCAGUUGCUGAUCCCAACAAAAGGUCCAAAAAGGGCCGAUUAUCUUUACAUAGGACACCAGCAGGGAAUUUUGUUACACUUGAGGAAGGAAAAGGAGAUCUUGAGGAAUAUGGUCACGAUCUUCUCCAUACUGUAUUCAAGAACGGGAAGGUGACAAAAAGCUAUUCAUUUGAUGAAGUAAGAAAAAAUGCACAGCUGAAUAUUGAACUGGAAGCAGCACCUCAUUAGGCUGUUUUACGAUUGGGUGUGUGUGUGUGUGUGUGUGUGUGUGUGUGUGUACAUGCGUGCAUGCAUGUAUACACCUGUAUGUAUGUAAUACAUAAUGUUUAUUGGACAGAUGUGUGGGGUUUCUUUGUGUUUUAUGAUACAUUAUAGCCAAAUUAUUUGUUGGUUUAUGGACAUACUGCCCUUUUCUUCCUCCUCCU